Anopheles moucheti is the source of this 5715-nucleotide messenger RNA. It is a transcript of the gene Neurl4, whose product is annotated as neuralized-like protein 4. NCBI's taxonomy places the organism in Eukaryota, Metazoa, Arthropoda, Insecta, Diptera, Culicidae. The transcript has 5 exons. The coding region runs from base 20 to 5635 and encodes 1871 amino acids. The record is from RefSeq and is a predicted model, not a curated record.
CGUUGGUCGGCUGGUGAAAAUGUCCUCUACCGUCUUUCAUCGCCGGUGCGGCAAACGGAUUACGCUGUCGAACGGGAACCGCACGGCGAUGCGAAAUGUGAGCGAAUUCAACCACGGAUUGGUGCUGAGUGCCGAGCCCUUGCAAGAUGAUGUCCUGUUUGAGGUGCGAAUCGAUGAGAAGAUACAAGCAUGGAGCGGAAGCAUUGAAGUCGGCAUCACGACGGUCAAUCCCGAAUCAACCGAAUUGCCACCGUGUGCGAUGAAGCUUCGCAACACCACCUGGGUAAUGUCCGGAAUCUCCGUGCUCAACGAUGGUCUGUUGCUGGUUGAAUCGUACGGGCUCGAUUUGGAAAAGUUAGGCGAAGGAGACCGUGUCGGUGUGCAGCGAACAGCCCGCGGUGAGCUGGUGUUCUACGUUAACGGAGAACCGCAAGGUGUAGCCGCACGGGACAUUCCACGGCAGGUGUACGCGCUGGUAAAUCUGUACGGCAAAUGCGUGCAAGUAACGAUAACAUCCGGCCAACUGACGGAUCUACCCGGAGAGUACGGAGCGUGCACUUCCUCGGAAGAUGUGAGCGCGUCCCCGCAAAUAUCGCAAAAUAUCGAUCUGCCAAUGUCGGUGGAAAUGUCCGUAAACGGUGGAACGACGACAACUUCCACCGUGGUUGCUGCGACCUCAUCCAGUUCCGCCAUCACGUCCAGCACGGAGGGAACAUCCGAUCCGAGUGAUAAGCUUCGAUUUCACACACGCUGCGGAUCGUUGGUAAAGCUGAGCGCCAACUGUCGUACGGCCGAAAGACGCCGGCCGCUGGAUGAGUUCAACAAUGGUGUGGUAAUGACCCAUCGGCCACUGUGGGAUAACGAGCUGUUUGAGAUUCGCAUCGAUCGGUUGGUUGAUAAAUGGUCCGGAUCGAUCGAGGUAGGCGUAACGACACACUGCCCCUCGGCGUUACAGUUCCCAGCGACAAUGACCAACCUGCGCAGUGGAACAAUUAUGAUGUCCGGAUGCGGAAUUCUGACGAACGGGAAAGGAACGCGCCGCGAGUAUGGCGAGUUCAAUCUGGACGAGCUGCGCGAAGGUGAUCGGGUCGGUAUGAUGCGAAAGUCGAACGGCAACCUACAUUACUACAUUAACGGACGCGAUCAGGGCGUCGCGGCAACACGCGUGGCGCAAACGCUUUGGGGCGUUAUUGAUCUGUACGGGAUGACGAUCAAGGUGACGAUCGUGGAUCGUGACGAGCGGGAGCAGCGCAAUCUGGUAACGCGCCGCAACCAUCUGCUAAGCAUGCCCGCCCAGAUACAGGAACUACCGCUCAGCAGUUUACCGCACACGGCCACAACUGCCGGCAGCCCAUCGGAUGCGGAUUGUGUCGGUUCCGCGUCCACGCUACUCGAUCGGCUGCUGUUUCACCAGAUGUGCGGAUCGCACGCGAGUGUCACGCACAGUGGCCGUACCGCGCUGCGCCCAAAUGCAUCGGAUGACUUCAACAAUGGCGUGGUGCUAACGCGUCGUCCACUGCGCCCGAACGAACUGUUCCAGGUGCGACUGGAGCGCGUCGUCACCAAGUGGGCCGGCUCGAUCGAGAUGGGCGUUACGACGCACAGCCCGACCGAGCUCGAUUUCCCCUUCACGAUGACGAAUGUCCGGACGGGCACGUGGAUGAUGACCGGGAACGGUGUCAUGCACAACGGCAUGACCGUGAUCGAGCAGUACGGCCAAAAUCUGGACCGGUUGCAGGUGGGCGAUCGGGUCGGCGUGGUGCGGAAGGAUGACGGCACGCUACACUUCUGGGUGAACGGGAUCGACCAGGGUCCGGCCGCGACCAACGUACCGGAGAAGGUGUACGGUGUGAUUGAUCUGUACGGGCAGGCGGCUCAAGCGUCGAUCGUCGAUACGUCCGAGUGUGGUACGCCCGAUACGGGUAAUUCGACCAUCUCCAACACGACACUCUUCCCGUCGGCCGAACCACGGAUGCGGUUUAACACGUGCGUGCAUGGGCGGAAUGCACACAUCAUAAACGGUGGCCUAACCGCCUGCCGACCGAAAGCACUGGCCGAGUUUAAUGAUGCGAUCGUGUUUAGCAGCCGCCCGUUACGCCAGCGGGAACUGUUCGAGAUCGUACUCGAUACGGUGGUCGACCGGUGGAAUGGCAGCAUCGAAAUCGGUGUGACCGCAAUGCGCCCGGACGAGCUGUCCCUACCGAGUACGGCGACCGAUCUCGAGCACGAUACGAUAAUGGUUUCCGGCACGACGCUCCUACUGAACGGGUGUACGGUUCGGAGCGAUCUACCGUUCGAUCUCGAUUCGCUCGGCCAGGGCUCGAGGGUCGGUGUGAUGCGUAGCGGUGACGCCAUCCAUUUCUCCAUCAACGGUAUCGAUCUGGGUGCGUUUUACGAUUCGAAAGCCCCGAAUCUGUACGCCGUGGUCGAUCUGUACGGGCAGUGCGCACAGGUCACCAUUACGGCACCGACACACGCCACCGGCACCGGACCGGGUAGUGGUGUUGGUGCUAAUGGAGAUUUGCGUGCCCCGUACGCGAUCAGCGAAAACUCCCAAAGCCUGCAGGCAACAUCCGUAAUCCAGCCGAUGGCACUGGUAGAAUCGAAACACCGCUGGUCAUGCAUAUCGGCAAACACCGUAACGCUCGGUCACAAUUGGACGCUGGCUUCGCGCGGUACCAACACGGCCCUAUCGCACUGUCUCGUGUUCUCCGACCGACCGCUCGUACCGGGCGAAACAUUCGAGAUCAAGAUAACCGAGGUGAACCCACUGUAUGCCGGAUGUUUGCGGGUCGGUGCGACCGAUUUGAACCUGUGCGAUGAGCAUGUGCGCAAAAACAUCCCGAUCAGUAUGCGCCGCAUACCGGCAAACGUGUGGUACGUCAGUGGGAACGAAGUGCGACACAACUCGACACUGCUGCAACGUUCCCUGGCAUCGCUCGAAUGGCUUCGCGUAGGAGAUCGCAUCGGGAUCGAGCUAACGUCGAGCAGAACGUUGCGAAUCUUACUAAACUCGGAAGAUAUGAACAUAACCUUCACUAAUCUGCCCGAUUCGGCCGACGUGUUCGCCGUGGUCGAGUUGAUUGGGUCUACCAUGGCCGUGCAGGUCAUCUCGUCGCAGGGGCCCACCUCUCCGCUACGACCAUGCAGUCUCCGCCUGCAGGACUCUCUCGAGCUGGGCCUCGACCCACUAAACAAACAAGACUCGAUGCUGGAAUCGAUCGAUUCCGACAGUCUGGCGAUGGAGUUUUCGGAGCUGUAUCUUGGCAAAAACGUCUCACUGUUCGACGAACGGAAAUCCGCCGCACGGUUACAAUCGUACAACCAUGCGAUCGUAUGCCUUUCGCGUCCGCUCUGCAAAGGCCACAGUGUGAGUGUGCGCAUUAAUGCGAUCAACCCGCAGUGGAAGGGCACGAUCGCGGUUGGAGCACUCGGUGCGGCACCCGGUGCAUCCCCGACACAGUUCCCCUUCCCAACCUCGGCCAUCCUGUUCCGGCGACCGUGCUGGAUAGUGACGCACGAUUACGUCAACAUUAAUGGUACGAAAACGCAGUCCCGGUACGGUGAGCUGCUGGAUGCGAUUCAGCCCGGCACAAUCGUUACGCUCACGUUAACACACGGUGGCAGUUUGCUUAUUACCUGCGGACAAACGCAACUGGAAGAGCUGGCAACUGGGUUGCCGCACCACGUUUACCCCGUGUUCGAUCUGUACGGCAAAUGCGAACGAGUGACGAUCUACAACGGUGAUCCAAAGAAUGGGAGCCCGAUCGCGGAGGAACUGGCUGUGUUACCCAACGAACCACAGCGACUGGGUGGACAGAUAGGAGGGAUUGUUAGUAGUGCUGGUCCGGGCGAUGGUGGCGUCUCCAGUUCCGCCCAAAUGGUUGCAGGCACUGUGCUGGACAAUGGUGAGAAUGUGCCCCAGUGCGAGAAAGCAGAUCUGGAAGUGCACGAGAAGGAAACGGAUCAAACGAUUGCGUAUCAGCCAGUGGCGACCACAUCCAACCCAUCAAACGCGAUGAGCCGCUCCGUGAUGGACUGCGUGUCGGAGAAUUUGCUGAUGAAUAUUUCGAUUAAAAUACGUACCGCAAACGAGGCACGCAAUCAGGAGCUGUCCAAUUCUUGCUGCUUGCGCGAUUCUCUUCAACUGCAGCAUUCGACCAAUCUCAACAUUCAGCGAAGCCAAAGCACUCAUCGGUUCAACGCGAAUGCAAUGCAGGGUAGCUUUGACAGCAAUCGCGGUGGCGGUGGUGAUCAAUCGCAAUCGAUGAGUUCGGGUAAUUACGACGAAGGCUUUGAGGACUAUCAGCAUCGUCCUACCGUUUCGGGCGCAGCAAGUUCUUCUAGUGCGACCGCGCUCAGCACAGCUGGCGUUGAACCGAACACAACCGAUCGUGCAGUUGGAGCGGAGGAAAACACCGACACCAACUAUCUGGACGAUGUGGUUGAAUCCAGCAUAGAUUUCAACAGCAUACAGUUGAACAGUGACACCGGCACAAGCGGUGACGCGGACUGCGAUACGAAUCUGACGGAUGUGAACCAAAACAUAACCGCCGAAGAAUCGCUGGACGAUGAGGAAGAGGAUGGUGAUGAUCUGGAUGAGGAUCGUGAUCGUAACACGCUCGCGAACACUCGUCGCACAAAGCUUGGCCUGCAGCUGCAGACUGUGGGAGGAACAGCAGUGAACACGGCGCCUUCGGCAUCCGUUUCCACCUCGUCGCGACGCUUCGCAACGAUCCAACGAUUAGCACCGGAAGGUGCCGAAAAUGAGGAAGACACCACACAGCAGCACCGGGGACAGAAACCACCUGUGCCGACAACAUACAGCUCUGCGCUAUAUCCACCGCCGGUAGAAAACCGUGACUGCGACUAUCUGAAGCUGGUGAUGAGUUUCAAGCGGACGCUUAUGCUACCGGAUGCAUUCUUUGUCGAUGAACCGUGUGCGUGCUAUUGUACCGGCUGUCAGCUACCUGUAGCAGGCGCUGGUUCGCCAAACGUCCUUAAAAACUGGGUACGCUUCCGAUUGAAUCAGUUGAUGGUACAGGGCAGUUGUGUCGUAAACACGGCGGACGAUUUCGUUUGGACGACGGCAUAUUACAAUACGCGUGUCGAUAAGAUACGGUCCGUGUUGGAUCACGGCCAACCUUUACCGAUUGAAACCAGUCAGUUACAUCCGGACGCAUCUUCGGCUACAUCAACGUUGAACGAUAAUUUCAUCCCCGGUACGCAUAUACUGUUGCGUUCGGUUCCGGACGCUACCGAACCUGUCUGCGUAACGCCCGCGUCGAACGGUGGCGGCUCUACCCGUGGCCGUCCGUUUCCGCUUCGUUACCUAGUGAAUGGACAGUUUUUCCACAUCAAAACUGCGUUCGAGGUGCGGGUUCGUGCGCAGUCACUAUCCGCCGUUGACCGGGAUGGUGAACAGGCACAGCCAACAAGAGCAAUGCAGACCGAUGGUUCCAAUGCACCGGGCAGUGGUGCAUGUGCGACCGCCGCUGCAGCAACAACGUCGCUGGCUUCGACCGUCGCUAACAGCAGUAACAAUACUAACGAUUUCACAUUCCGCUCCUGGACGACGAAGGAGGUAGAUGCUUGCGUACUGACAGCGCUGCUCAUUCAUCUGAUACCGAACUAAGGGAGCACGUAGUAAUAAAGCUCAUCGUAUUACAUUUCGCCUAAUCUAUGUCAAAGCAGCUUUAUAAAUUAAGAUUUCAU